UAUCCGAACGUUCUGUAGUGUAGCCAUUCAGUCGUGGAAUCAUGAAGGGGAUAAUAUCUUUCGGCUUGCUUUGCCUAUUCUUCGUCUGCAGCGUCAACAGUACGGGCAGCAUUGCAAAGAACCAUCUGCACAGUGUGAGCCGCGCCGCAGAACAAUGCACCGUGCAAUGCAAAUCGGCACCUGACAACAAUCCUGAUAGCAAGAACUGGUUAGUGGAAAUCGAUGUUGACAUCUACCUUGUGUACAACAGCGACCAAAACUAUUUUGGUAUCUACAAUGCCAAACUUCAGAUAGUCAUUGUAUUUGAAUUCAGUUCAAGUAUUAUGGUUAUGGUUAACGUCAAAACUGGUGGAGCUAUCUUAAUAAACGUCAAAACGCAAUUGGCACUCUUCAUUAAGGGUACAGGAGCCAUUCAAUUCGGUUCUGACAUUUAUGCCGGUUUUGAAAUUAUCUUCAAAAUUAUUGCUGACAACAAAGCUAAGGUUCAAGGAGAACACGACAAGAAUACAGGAUAUUAUUUCGAUAUUUCAAUUGUAUUUUCGGGCCAAUUGGAUGUUGCCUUUAAGGGUAGAGGAGAUCUUUCUGCAGCAAUUAAGGCAGAUUUUACUGUAAUCUUCAAUACUAUUCAAAUUUUGAUACAAAAGCAAGUGGUUAGUGUUGAAAUCGGUAUAGCAAUACUACUUGCACCAGCUAUUGGUUUGAACGAAGGAUCAAGUGAUUUUAUUAGCGGAAUAUUUGUUUUAAUAACAUUUACGGUUACAUACCAAAACAUAACCGUCGAUUUCAUGGAAGUUUUUGUUCAAGUAAUAAUCAAAGCCGAUGUGAAAGUAAUAGUGUUACUUGUGCAAAAUAUUAAAGGUAUUGGCAUUUUUUACGUUGAUUUAAGUGCAGCUUUAGAGGGUUACAAUAAUAAAAUUCAAAUAUACAUCAGUAGAACAAGUACGAAAGUCAAUGGUCAAAUCUUUACCAUCACUACAUACACUUUAGGCAAUUCGUGGAGCAUAGUAGUUGGAAAUGGAAAUGGCCAAGUUGUGAUUAUGUACAGAGAAAAAUAUAAUGUUUUUGCUAUUUACAAUCAAAGAGCAAAUUUGUUCUUCGUCUAUUUCGGAUCCACUUCACAACUCGCAUUAUUCUCGACUAAAAAUGGAGCUGGCCUCUUGUUAAAGUGGGGAUUAGGUGGAUUUGGUGGAUUUGCUGCAACAUAUAUUAAACGAUCGAAUGAAGUUGUUAAAUAUUUCAAAACUGGAACUAUCAACUAUGAAGCUUUACUGGAAUUUUUACAAAUAUAUGUGGCAAGUGUCAAGCCAAAUGGUCCAUUUGGAGAUUUUAAAUUAACAGAGUUAAUAGUUAAUAUUGGCAAUAAUAGAUCUUUGGAGAGACAAUUUGCUUCUAAUCCUGAUCUUCUUGCUGAAUUGAGAGUUGAUUUUGAUGUUAUAUUUAUUUCUGUACAAAAUGCACCUACUAUGAACCGACAUAAUAAUUUCUGUUUUAUUGAGCUUAUAUUUGGAGAAUAUAAUAUUUCGGUAAUCGGUGGCUUCCAAGGAACAAUUCAAUUUUUCUUUAUCUCAAAUGGCGGUAAAUUCCAAGGAAAAUUCAUGAAUUGCAUAUUUAACGAAAUGCUUAAUGGCAUUACGAAUGCUAUUAAGAAUGCUGUCAAUGCAUUUGUUAAAUCAAUUAUUGCAUUAUUGACGAAACUUUUAAAUCCUAUUGCUAAAACGCCUACUAUUACUGUUCCAGACUUAAGUGUGACAGCCCAAUUAAAAGUUUUUGGCAGUGUUCAGCUAGUGAAUAGGUCAUAAAUAGCGAAAUGAAAAUUCUAUGAUUGUUUAUAAAAUGUAUAUUAUCUAUUGCACAUAAUAAAUUAAGGCAUAUUCAAAUAUUA
This is a messenger RNA of Nicrophorus vespilloides, 1882 nucleotides long. RefSeq lists its product as uncharacterized. NCBI's taxonomy places the organism in Eukaryota, Metazoa, Arthropoda, Insecta, Coleoptera, Silphidae. The record is from RefSeq and is a predicted model, not a curated record. The transcript is spliced from 3 exons. Bases 42 to 1799 code for a protein of 585 amino acids.